Molecule: messenger RNA, 2215 nt
Organism: Diachasmimorpha longicaudata
Lineage: Eukaryota; Metazoa; Arthropoda; Insecta; Hymenoptera; Braconidae
Product: thiamin pyrophosphokinase 1
Exons: 6
Coding region: 298-1140 (280 amino acids)
Biological process (GO): thiamine metabolic process; thiamine diphosphate biosynthetic process
Molecular function (GO): ATP binding; thiamine binding; thiamine diphosphokinase activity
Source: RefSeq, a predicted model, not a curated record
CCUCUUGUCAACAUUCAUUCAUCGCCCUUUACGGAAAUUAUAGCACGAGGAAAGUACAUAAGUGCAGAUUACAUUUUUUCUAAUCAUUUGGAUGACACGUGGUAGAUCUCCAAACCAUGAAGUUGCUGACUACUUUUACUAGUGCUGCGAACGCUGCAGUGAAUUACGUCGGUCAACGAUUCUUCUCAACACCGGAUUUUUUUCGAGAACCAUUUGGAGAUUGUCCUUGAUACUACUGAUAGUCGCACUUAACCUCAUUUCUGUUCGUGUUAAAUCGAAAAUUCUAUCUAUGCAGUUAUGGCAGUGACUGAGGAAAUUCCUGAGACAUUGUGGAACCCUGGUGAUAUUUUCGAAGAGCUGAUACAAUCUGACUAUGCUGUUCUCAUCCUCAAUCAGCCUAUAACAGUCAGCAAAAAUUUUUUACUGCCUGUUUGGAAGGAAGCAAAAAUCAAAAUUACUGUUGACGGAGGGACGGAUAGAUGGGUCGAAUAUCUCGGUCCACUAGGUGAAGAGAUAUUGAAGGGAAAACAUCCAGAAUUAUUCCCAACAUUAAUAACGGGUGAUUUUGAUAGUGUCCUACCAGAAACCCUUGGUAAAUUUCGAAGUCUGGGAGUUUCCGUUGUUAAUACUCCGGACCAGAACUACACCGAUUUUUCCAAGGCACUUGUGCAACUUGCUGCGAAACGUAAAAACGAUAACAUUUUUAUAGACUCAAUAUACGUCUUCCUUGAUAAUGGAGGUAGAUUCGAUCAGAUAAUAGCAAAUAUUAAUACGCUGUACAAAAGUCACGAAUUGAUGGGCGACCAACACAUCGACCGAUUAAUUUUGGUGUCCAAUAAUAGUUUAACAUGGCUGUUAAGGGCUGGAAGGCACAGAAUUAAAAUCCCAGCAGUUCUUCAAGGGAAUAAUUCAUGGGCUGGUCUUAUCCCAUUUGGAUGCACAGCUAAUGUGUCAACAACAGGCCUCAAAUGGAAUCUGACGAUUGCAGGUAAUCAACCCCUAGCGUUCGCGGGGAUGGUCAGCACUUCUAAUACUUACGAUGGAUCUGCGGAAGUGACGAUUACCACCGACUCCAAUAUCGUUUGGACAAUGGGAAUUGAACCAUUGUUGGAUAUGACGAAUGAUCGCAUCCAGUAUUAAUUUCUCAUUAAGAAUCUAAGAAUUUGGUGGUGCUCAAGAGAAUGCGGCGGUCAGGAAUUUGUGUAAUUAUGGAAGUACUUAAUUUUGGUUAGGCGGAUAUCAUUAUCCAAUGAAUAUCUUUGACCUUAAGAAUUUUUACUCGAAAGCACUCCAUAGGCACGCCAAAGAAAUUGAUUUUUGUAAGUGAAUGUAGACUUUAGAAUGAAUUGCUAGGGGACUUCAGUACUGGUAUUAUUUACCCGGGUACUCUGGACACCCUCUUGACCAUUUGGAUUCAGUGUAUAUUUUCCCAUCGCUCUCUAUUUUUUAUUCUACUUUAGUUUUCCUUCAAAUUAAUUAUCACUUGGAAUGUGAAUCUCAUAGGACCUGGUGAGUGAUGAGCACAUAACAUAACAAAAUUUUAUUUCCAUAUUAUCGAAACAUAGGAAUGAAGUUCAAUUGAACGCCUAUAAGCAAUAUAUGUCUCCAGGCUGCCAUUAUAAUUAAAUUUUAGAAUUCGUAUUGAACGUUUAUCACAACAGAAUAAUUUAGUAUUCGUGUCCCCGUCUCUCACCCACCCCGUCAGUCAUUUCAGAAGAGGAACCACAAUUACCUCUAAACCACCACCACCGAAACCCAAUGUGAGUCACUCCCUCAUAAUCGAAGGUCAUGACCUCACAACUCGUGACUGGAAACCAUUGUUAUAAUUGCCGGAAUAAUCCUGAAGAAAUAAUAAAGCUUCCGGGGAAAUAAAACAAACCACAAAACUCGAAAGAUCCUAGUGAAAUAAAAUUUUAUACAGCGGAUACAGUGGUAGAGUGAUGAAACUUAAAAACUUGAGACUUUGUACUUACAAAUUUUGAAUGAUCAUAAUCACGAGCCGCUUCGGAGAUAAUAUCGAGGGGCUUUCUCGCCUAAUAUUACUUUAAUCACGAAAGACAUUGCGAGAUAUUUUCGCCUAGAGUGAUUAAUUUUUGAGAUGGACGAACAAUCGUCGGAUAUGACAGUUGGUUGACCAAUUGGGAGGGGAUCAACUCAUGCUUGUAAAAACAAAAAAAUUGUAAUAAACUGAUUACAAUAAAUUCGAUAAAAAAAA